AUCGACAGUUUAAUUUAGCAAACUCAAAUCAAAACUAUCAAACAAAAAUGUACUCCAAGGUACUUUGCUUAGCCGCCCUUGUCGCCGCUGUAGUCGCGUAUGAUUACCACCAUGCUCCUGCAUACUCUUCUCAACACAUCUCUCGCCACGAUUAUGGUUAUGGACAUGGAUAUGGUCAUGACUAUGACUACUAUGCCCACCCCAAAUAUCAAUUUGACUACAAAGUAGAAGACCAUCACACCGGCGACAUCAAGUCUCAGCACGAGAGUCGCGACGGUGAUGUCGUAAAGGGCUACUACGGUCUUCACCAGCCCGACGGCAACGAAAGACAAGUGCACUACCAUGGCGACGGACACACUGGAUUCCAUGCUGAUGUAAAAUACAACGUGCAUCACAUUGCUCCCCAUAAACAUUAUUAUGUACCCGGUAUGCCCGUCGCCAUGGUAGUGCACUUGUCUUUCGUUGCCGUCGGGCUGGUGGAGAGCGUAGUAGCCCUUUACGACAUCACCGUCGCGACUCUCGUGCUGAGACUUGAUGUCGCCGGUGUGAUGGUCUUCUACUUUGUAGUCAAACUGAUAUUUGGGGUGGGCCUGCAAUUGGCAUUAUUAUUUAUAAGCUGUGGCUCGCUUGAUUCAAAACUAAAACGUAUCAGUUCACUGCUUGACUUUGUACCCUCAACGGAAAAUAAUCAAUCCAAAAUGUACUCCAAGGUGCUUUGUUUAGCCGCCCUUGUCGCCGCCGUAGUCGCGUAUGAUUACCACCAUGCUCCUGCAUACUCUUCUCAACACAUCUCUCGCCACGAUUAUGGUUAUGGACAUGGAUAUGGUCAUGAUCAUGACUACUAUGCCCACCCUAAAUAUCAAUUUGACUACAAAGUAGAAGACCAUCACACCGGCGACAUUAAGUCUCAGCACGAGAGUCGCGACGGUGAUGUCGUAAAGGGCUACUACGGUCUCCACCAGCCCGACGGCAACGAAAGACAAGUGCACUACCAUGGCGACGGGCAUACCGGAUUCCACGCUGAUGUCAAAUACAACGUGCAUCACGUCGCUCCUAAACAUUACUAUUAUUGAGUAUUUGUUAGCCGCACAUUGUUGUUCAA
Melitaea cinxia (Glanville fritillary) is the source of this 1102-nucleotide messenger RNA. RefSeq lists its product as uncharacterized. The record is from RefSeq and is a predicted model, not a curated record. Gene Ontology annotation, cellular component: extracellular matrix. Bases 48 to 1073 code for a protein of 341 amino acids. The transcript has 9 exons. Lineage: Eukaryota; Metazoa; Arthropoda; Insecta; Lepidoptera; Nymphalidae.